CGGAGAUCGUCUUUGGAGCUGCUUUUGAUGCUCCAUAAUUUCCUUUUCAUAGUAUAUCAGUUUACAGCCCAUCUUCUGUUUACAUACCGUGUGGUAUAUUAUAAAGUUUGUGAGUCAGAACAGUGCGCUGAUGUCAAAGGCUGUGGCUCGCCUGUUUGUUCUGCGGUGUUUCUUUUGUUUCACUCCAGUGUGCCUCUCUGUGCCAGAACAUGAUGUCUAUCAUGGCUCCUGCCGCCGACAAAAAGCUGACAGGACUUGUUGCAGCCACAUUCACUCCGAUCACCAGUGAAGGUGAAAUCAACCUAUCAGUGAUUGGACCUUAUAUUGACUACUUGAAAGAGAAGCAAGGUGUAAAUAAAGUGUUUGUGAAUGGCACCACGGGCGAGAGCAUGUCUCUCAGUGUGGAAGAGAGGAAGCUCCUGGCUGAGGAGUGGUGUCGAAAAGCAAAGGGCAAGAUGGACCAGGUGAUUGUUCAUGUUGGCUGCCUGAGUCUUAAAGACACCCAAGAACUGGCUCACCAUGCAGCACAGAUUGAGGCCGAUGGCAUAGCAGUCAUUGCUCCAUCCUUCUUCAAGCCCAGCAGUGCAGAUGUUUUGAGGACCUUUCUCCAGGAAGUGGCUUCAGCUGCUCCAACUCUGCCCUUCUAUUAUUAUCAUGUCCCAUCAGUCACUGGGGUUAACGUGAAAGUGAGAGAACUAAUAGAAGGUAUUGAGAAGGUCAUCCCUUCCUUUAGAGGAAUCAAGUUCACUGAGAGUGACCUGAUGGACUUGGGCCAGUGUAUCAGUUACAGUCAGCCUCACUGGUCAGUCCUCUAUGGCGUGGACGAGCAACUUCUAGGAGCUUUGGCAAUGGGAGCCCAUGGAGCAGUUGGCAGCACAUAUAAUUACGUAGGAUGUCACGUCAACAAGCUCAUAUCAGCGUUCGAGACCGGCGACCUCGUCCAAGCCAGGACGAUACAGUUCAAGAUUCAGGAGCUUCUGAGUUUUGCCAUAAAACUUGGUUUUGAUGUGGGAGUAAACAAACAGUUGAUGAACGAGCUGUCGGGCUUGGAUCUGGGACCCCCUCGUCUCCCGGUGAUGACAUGUCCAGCUGCUCGUGCUCUGGCCAUCAAACAGAAAUACGACAGCAUCUUUCCUGAAUAACGAUAUGUCAAUGCUUGAACAUCCCUCAUUCCAGUAAUAGAUUACACAGACUCUCACCAUAGAUUUACUCCAUAUUGUUAGGUCUUUACCCGACUAUGUUAAGUGUCCUCAUCAAUUAACUGUGAAUAUGGCAAUAUACAGGACUGUGCAAAAGUUUUGAGUCACCCUUCAUUUCUUUAUAUUUUGCUUCCAAGGAGCCAGACUUUCUUGUUCUUGUUCUUGUUCUUUCUUGUUCUCGAGGCUUUCAGAAAGCUGCUUCUUCACUCACUUUCGGUCCAGUCCUUGUACCCAAGCAUUUUCAGAGGAAUGUGAAUGAUUCAAGUAUGAAAAUGUUCCUAACUCAGGGAAUGAACCAGCGAUGUGUCUGCACAUAACAGAAAACUUAGCAGAAAAUAAAUGUUAAGUUAAAUCUUUAGGCACAUAAUUUGUUCCCAUUUGUUCACCUGAAUCUAUGAAAAAUCUCAAAGAUAAUGACAAUUAGACACAGAAUAUUAUUUUGCACCAAGAAGAUGAUUUCCAAAGAGCUAUUAGCCAAAAAAAUCCUGGCAUAUUUUAGCACGAUGUGCAGUGUGUCGUUAAAAAUCUGAGCAAAGUGGACAGAAGAAGAAGUCCCAUCGGCUGCAGAUGAAGAGUAUCUGAAAGUUAUGUCCUUAAAAAAAACAUGAAAUACUCCAGAAAAGACCUGACACAGAACCUGAGAGAUGAUCUGGAUCUCCAGCUGAUCUCUACCUUAUUAGUCUCAGUGGAAGGGCGACUAUCAGGAACCCGUGCUUAAUGAAGGGAAACAAGGGUAUGGCUGAGGUAUGAAAACUACACAAGAACUGGACUGAAAAUCAGUGUAAACAGGUCUGAUCGAGUGAAGAAUCCAAAUUUGAAAGUUUAGUUCAUUAUUUUAUCAAUAUGUACAGAGGUACAGCAGCGAGAUGGUGCUCUGUCAUGUCUGUGAA
Messenger RNA from Oreochromis niloticus (Nile tilapia), 2089 nucleotides. It is a transcript of the gene npl, whose product is annotated as N-acetylneuraminate pyruvate lyase (dihydrodipicolinate synthase). The record is from RefSeq and is a predicted model, not a curated record. Lineage: Eukaryota; Metazoa; Chordata; Actinopteri; Cichliformes; Cichlidae. Bases 210 to 1142 code for a protein of 310 amino acids. Gene Ontology annotation, molecular function: lyase activity. The transcript is spliced from 11 exons.